This is a messenger RNA of Aspergillus viridinutans, 1656 nucleotides long. RefSeq names its product chaperonin-containing T-complex subunit CCT5. The record is from RefSeq and is a predicted model, not a curated record. Gene Ontology annotation, cellular component: chaperonin-containing T-complex. NCBI's taxonomy places the organism in Eukaryota, Fungi, Ascomycota, Eurotiomycetes, Eurotiales, Aspergillaceae. Bases 1 to 1656 code for a protein of 551 amino acids. Gene Ontology annotation, molecular function: ATP hydrolysis activity; ATP-dependent protein folding chaperone; ATP binding. Gene Ontology annotation, biological process: protein folding. The transcript is spliced from 11 exons.
AUGGCGAUGCAACUUGAUUUGUCUCAAGCUACAAUAGCUUCCGUUAUGAAAGAUGAACAGGGUCGGCCGUUCAUCGUUGUCAGAGAUCAGGGAAAGAAGAAGAGGCAGCACGGCACCGAGGCCGUGAAAUCACACAUUGUGGCUGCCAAGACCGUCGCCAACAUCGUGAAGACUUCUUUGGGUCCCCGCGGUCUUGACAAGAUUCUGAUCUCCCCGGACGGUGAUAUCACCGUUACCAACGAUGGCGCAACUAUCCUCUCCCAGAUGGAAAUCACAAACAACGUUGCCAAACUCUUGGUCGAGCUCUCAAAGUCUCAGGAUGAGGAGAUCGGUGACGGUACAACUGGUGUCGUUGUCCUGGCGGCGGCUAUGCUCGAGCAGGCGGCCGAGCUGAUUGACAAGGGAAUCCACCCCAUUCGUAUUGCAGAUGGAUAUGAUCAGGCUUGUGAGAUUGCCGUUGCUCAGCUCGACGAGAUCAGCGACGAGAUCCCUUUCACCAAAGACGAUACCGAAAAUCUACUCAAGGUUGCGAAGACCAGUCUUGGUAGCAAAAUUGUCUCGAAAUCUCACGACCAAUUCGCCAAGAUCGCCGUCGAUGCGGUGCUUUCAGUUGCGGACCUCGAGCGUAAAGACGUCGAUUUCGAACUGAUCAAGGUAGACGGAAAGGUUGGCGGUGCUCUGGAGGACUCGCUCCUCGUCAAAGGUGUUAUUGUGGAUAAGGAUUUCUCUCACCCCCAGAUGCCGGACGAGGUUACAGAUGCCAAGCUGGCGAUCUUGACCUGCCCGUUCGAGCCUCCCAAGCCGAAGACGAAGCACAAGCUCGACAUCACAUCCGUCGAAGAGUUCAAGAAGCUUCAAGACUACGAACGUGAGAAGUUCACAGAGAUGAUCCAGCACUUGAAAGACUCAGGCGCCAACCUGGUAAUCUGCCAGUGGGGUUUCGACGACGAGGCAAACCACCUUCUACUCCAGAACAAGCUUCCUGCCGUCCGGUGGGUCGGUGGUCCCGAAAUUGAACUCAUUGCCAUUGCUACGAAUGGACGGAUCGUCCCUCGUUUUGAGGACCUGAGCCCGGAGAAACUGGGAACUGCAGGUCGCGUGCGGGAGAUGACAUUCGGUACCACCCGGGAGAAGAUGCUUGUCAUUGAAGAGUGUGCCAACAGCCGUGCCGUUACAAUUUUCGUACGAGGAAGCAACAAGAUGAUCAUUGAUGAAGCCAAGCGCUCGCUACACGAUGCUCUCUGUGUCGUGCGAAACCUCGUCACAGAUAACCGGGUCGUAUACGGUGGUGGUGCUGCUGAAAUUGCUUGCUCCCUCGCCGUGGAGGAAGCUGCUGUGAAAAGCCCCGGCAUUGAGCAAUACGCUAUGCGCGCGUUUGCCGAUGCGCUGGAUGCGGUGCCCUUGGCGUUGGCCGAGAAUUCGGGUCUGAGCCCGAUCGAGACACUUGCGGCGAUAAAAUCGCGCCAGGUUAGGGAGAAGAACUCCCGGUUGGGUGUCGACUGCAUGUUGACCGGCAACAAUGAUAUGAAAGAGCACUUUGUCAUUGAUCCUCUGAUCGGCAAGCGCCAGCAACUUUUGCUCGCUACUCAGCUCUGCCGCAUGGUUCUUAAGAUCAACAACGUCAUCAUUGCCGGUGAUGACAGCCAGGAGUUUUAG